Pelodiscus sinensis (Chinese soft-shelled turtle) is the source of this 1090-nucleotide messenger RNA. RefSeq names its product mitochondrial import inner membrane translocase subunit Tim23. Lineage: Eukaryota; Metazoa; Chordata; Testudines; Trionychidae. Gene Ontology annotation, cellular component: TIM23 mitochondrial import inner membrane translocase complex. Gene Ontology annotation, molecular function: transmembrane protein transporter activity. The record is from RefSeq and is a predicted model, not a curated record. Gene Ontology annotation, biological process: protein import into mitochondrial matrix.
CUUUACGGCCGCGGGGCGGGUGCUCGCUGUCGGCUGGCUCGGUCCCGGCAGGCCCUGUCCCAGCGGCGCAUGGAGGGCGGCGGCAACUCGAGGGGCUCCGGCCUCGGCGGCCUGUUCGGGGCGGGGGGAGUCGGGGGCCCGGGCUACUCCCACGCGGACCUGGCCGGGGUGCCGUUAACUGGAAUGAGCCCUUUGUCUCCUUAUUUAAAUGUGGAUCCCAGAUAUUUAAUACCGGAUACAGAUGAGUUUAUCUUACCUACAGGAGCUAACAAAACUCGGGGCAGAUUUGAGUUGGCCUUUUUUACCAUAGGAGGAUGUUGUAUGACAGGGGCUGCAUUCGGUGCACUGAACGGCCUGCGUCUGGGAUUGAAAGAGACGCAAAGCAUGACCUGGUCCAAACCUAGGAAUGUACAAAUUUUAAACAUGGUAACAAGGCAAGGCGCUCUAUGGGCUAACACUCUGGGAUCCUUGGCAUUGCUUUACAGCGCAUUUGGAGUCGUCAUAGAGAAAACACGAGGUGCAGAAGAUGACCUGAACACAAUAGCUGCUGGGACCAUGACAGGAAUGCUAUACAAAUGCACAGGUGGACUGAGAGGAAUAGCAAGAGGAGGCAUUGCAGGCUUGAUGCUUACUGGCCUCUAUGCUCUCUAUAACAACUGGGAGCAUAUGAAGGGUUCCGUACAACGACAGUCCCUCUGAGCAGGGUCACAAGAACUGAAUGUAGGACGUUCAUGUAGUUCACCAAUCAAAUUGAUUUCAAAACAGUCUGGUGAUGUCUUCUCAUAUUUUAUCUACAAUUAGUGUGAAACUAAAUGGAAGCGAGUGUACUGUGAGGAAAUUCAUUAACACCAUUUACCAAGACUGGCACGUUACUUCUGGUCAGCAAGGGAACAGUGUGGCCAUUAACUUCUCUUCAAAAGGCAGAUUGUCUCCACAGCAUGCCACUAUGUUAGACCUGGAUCUGAGCUCCAAGCUCUGGUCCCCUAACGUGGCUCACAUAGACAGUGCUAUGCCACCAAGUUCAUUCAGUUAUUGGUGUAUUACAGUUGUGCUGCUUUCUAGCCAAUAAAGUUUGUGUGUCUAGAGCUGA